Messenger RNA from Candidula unifasciata, 456 nucleotides. Lineage: Eukaryota; Metazoa; Mollusca; Gastropoda; Stylommatophora; Geomitridae. The record is from the annotation of a GenBank genome assembly.
AUUCUGAGAAUUUUACGGGGUGAAGCAGGCACAGAAAGUGGUGUCUGUUUCAACGGUAACAUCAAUGGCAGUGACGAGCUGUCGUCCAGAAUGACACACAUGUCACUUGACAAGCAGUCGCCCACCUCACAGACAUAUUCCAUCAAUGACAGCCUGUCAGACGGGGUCCAACAUGUAGCAGAACCUGCAGACUUGAGCUGUGUGUCCAGCAAGACUCGUAUAGAACUUUCUCGACUCUUAGACCCGGCUUUGCCUGGCAAGGAUGUUUUAGCUUUGGCAGAGAAACUUGGCUACUCAGACCUUGCUGGCACACUAGAUACUAUAAGAUCUGGAGACACCAGCCCAACUACAUUCCUGCUUGAAUACUUUGAGACAGAUGAAGGCAGCAUAUCAAAGUUACGGGAUGCCCUGUUAGCAAUAGGCAGGAGAGAUUUAGCAGCGAUGAUAUCCCCGUGA